Molecule: messenger RNA, 1801 nt
Organism: Bactrocera oleae (olive fruit fly)
Lineage: Eukaryota; Metazoa; Arthropoda; Insecta; Diptera; Tephritidae
Gene: SF2
Product: splicing factor 2
Cellular component (GO): nucleus; cytoplasm
Molecular function (GO): mRNA binding
Source: RefSeq, a predicted model, not a curated record
GAAUAAACAGCUGCUAAAACAGAUGUUUCUACAAGCAAUAUUUGAACCAUUUGCUUUGAUUUUCAUUGUUUUGAAUUGUGAUAAUAUAAAUUCUAUUGACUAAUUUUCGAGUGUUCAUGAAAAGUGAUUUUGGAAAACAACAUUUUGAAAUUUUCUCUUCGUUUUUUCGCUCUUUGUGAGAGUAACUUGCAAUAUCCUUCUUCCUGAUAGCAUCUACCAGCAGUGAACAUACAAACAUUUUGUAUUGAACUGUGAAAAUAAGAAUUUUAUUGAUUAAUUUUCAAGUGGUGAUAUGAUGUGAUUAAUAAAAGGAACAUUUAGAUAUAAUAUUUUAUUGCUAAUUUCUGUCAUACUACAAUUCAAUAAUAGUUGUUUUCGAUUCGCCAUUUUUCUUUUUGUUGUCUUUGCGCUUUGCUCUUAUGUUAAAAAAUUGAAAUGUAAGUCGAUAACAAAUGUAAUGCAACACCAAAGUUAAGGAGUUGAAUUAGUAUAAGAGAUUUUAAAAAUAAUUUCGUAAGAACUAGGACGUUUUCCAGCCGCACGAUUUUAUAUAAUUGAAUAGUGACCUAUACUUAAAAUAUGUAUACGAGUAUAUUGAGUUGUACCUUAUUCUUUGGAAACUACUUGAAUAAAGUGUAGCAUUAUCUCGUGUCUGGGAAAAUAAAGUAAAUAUUUUUACUGUAAGAAACUAAGGAGAAAAAACUUCAUAAAAGAACCUAAAAUGUCUCGUACUGAAAGUCGGAUUUAUAUUGGGAACUUGCCUCCAGAUAUUCGUACAAAGGAUAUCCAGGACUUAUUUCAUAAAUUUGGCAAAGUAACAUUUGUCGACUUAAAAAACAGGCGUGGUCCGCCAUUUGCAUUUGUGGAGUUUGAAGAUGCUCGGGAUGCGGAGGAUGCAGUAAAGGCCCGUGAUGGUUAUGACUAUGAUGGUUACAGGUUGCGUGUAGAGUUUCCUCGAGGAGGCGGACCAGGUAGUUUCCGUGGCAAUCGUAAUGACCGUAAUCGCAAUGAUGGUGGUCGUGGUGGUGGUGGUGGCGGUGGCGGUGGAGGUCGUGGUCCGCCUACCAAGCGUUCGCAAUAUCGCGUUAUGGUAACUGGCUUACCAUCUUCUGGCUCAUGGCAAGACUUAAAAGAUCAUAUGAGAGAAGCGGGUGAUGUGUGCUUUGCUGAUGCGUAUAAGGAUGGAACUGGUGUUGUUGAAUUUUUGCGACAUGAAGAUAUGAAAUAUGCUAUAAAAAAAUUGGACGACUCUCGCUUUAGAUCUCACGAGGGAGAGGUCUCAUAUAUACGAGUACGUGAAGAUUCCGGUGAAGGCGAUCGUGGCGGUCGGGGGCAACGAGGUGACCGUUCCCGCUCUUUUUCACCACGUGGUCGUCGCCGUGGGUCGCCAACUUAUUCUCCUGUUCGACGUUCAUAUUCCAGAUCAAGAUCUCGCUCCCGCUCGAACUUAUAAAUUGCAUACAAAAAUAUGGCGGAAUACGAUACCAUUCAUCGAAUAAACAUACGGAUUGUCAUAAGUAUACUCACUGCAAAAUUAAUGUUUCCGCAUACAUAAGCUUUCUAAUAAUGGAGUUUACAAAUUUUGAGGCAAGCAUGACUUGUUAAAAUACAUUCUAUUUUAAACAUUUAUAAUAUUACUUUUUAAAUUUCCUAACUGAAUUCAGUAACAUUUUUUGAAUUUUAAUUGCAUCUGCUUUGGACGUAAGUAACUUUUACCGGUAUCGAAGAAGAUGCAAAUUAUUGUAAUUUUCCAUAAGCGAUAAACUAACUGAAUUAAAUUUAAUAAAAAAAGUAAAAUUAA